Messenger RNA from Metarhizium acridum CQMa 102, 735 nucleotides. The record is from RefSeq and is a predicted model, not a curated record. Lineage: Eukaryota; Fungi; Ascomycota; Sordariomycetes; Hypocreales; Clavicipitaceae.
AUGGCCAACUUCGCACCCGAACCCCCCGGCCGUCUAAUUUCUCACUUCACGGACCGGUCCCGGGCUCAACAGGGCGAUGGGUGGGACUCGCUUUGGGAGUCUGAUGAAAACCAUCUCUGGGACCGGGGGAUGCCGUCUCCUGCAUUAAUCGACUUCCUUGAAUCCAAGCAGGACCUCCUGCAGACUCCUUCGGGAAGACGACUUUGUGCCCUUGUACCUGUACGAAAUCCCCCCGUCCAAUGGGACUAUGCAGCCGGGGAACUGGCUGAACCGCAGGAUUACAACUUUGGGAGCAACGGCCGGCCGAGUGGCCAGCCUGGCCGGGUUAGAAUUAUCGCUGGCGACUUUUUUGUCCGCGACUGGGAACAGACUCUGGCCCAGGACGGAGUCGAAGGCUUUGACCUCAUUUACGACUACACGUUCCUCUGUGCUCUGUUGCCAGAAAUGCGAAGGGACUGGGGCCGCCGUAUGAGAGAGCUCGUUGCCCCAACCGGUAUACUGGUGUGUCUCGAGUUUCCCAUGUAUAAAGACCUCAAAGCUGUAGGUCCCCCUUGGGGCCUUAAUGGCGUUUAUUGGAACAUUCUAGCAGAGGGCAAAGAUGGAGUUAUUGAAGAGACUGGAGAGGAGACCGGGGCAGAGAAUGGCCCAUUCAAGCGGGUUAUGUAUUUCAAACCGCCUAGAUCUUAUGAGGCCGGUAGAGGCACUGACAUGGUUAGUGUUUGGAAGCCUCAAUAG